GGUGGACCAGGCCAUCCUCUCGGAAGAAGACCGCGUGGUCGUCAUUCGGUUCGGGCACGACUGGGACCCUACGUGCAUGAAGAUGGACGAGGUUCUGUACAGCAUAGCGGAGAAGAAAUGGCAGAUAGUGGGGGAUCGUCCUCGUCUUGUUACGGGCCCUGUUUGGACACCCCAGCUGCUUUAAACAGCUGGUUUUAUGCGGGGCUUUGAGGAGAGCCUGCUGUGUGCCCUCUGAGCUGCCUGCCAUCCUGGAGGAACAGUUUGUCACAGCUCACUGUUAAAUCUCACGGUUAAAAAUUUUGCAGUUAUUUAUCUUGUGGAUAUCACAGAAGUACCUGACUUCAACAAAAUGUACGAGCUUUACGAUCCCUGCACUGUCAUGUUUUUCUUCAGGAACAAGCACAUCAUGAUCGACCUGGGCACCGGCAACAACAACAAGAUCAACUGGGCCAUGGAGGAUAAGCAGGAGAUGAUCGACAUCAUCGAGACCGUGUACCGGGGCGCCCGCAAGGGCCGUGGCCUGGUCGUGUCCCCAAAGGACUACUCCACGAAGUACCGAUACUGAGCGCCCCUCACGGGCCCGGGGUUGGCGGGGGUCACUUCCACGUGUGGACGCUGGCUCUGACGCCUUGGAGGAGGAGUCUGGGAAGGACAGGAAGCUGCACAGCCUCCACGGGAGUCGGCCUGGCUGUGCUUUUAUGCUCGCAGAUAAUCUGUAAGCACCCAGCCGAAGAAACAAAUACACAGUGACGGGAA
Molecule: messenger RNA, 756 nt
Organism: Molossus molossus (Pallas's mastiff bat)
Lineage: Eukaryota; Metazoa; Chordata; Mammalia; Chiroptera; Molossidae
Gene: TXNL4A
Product: thioredoxin like 4A
Exons: 5
Coding region: 350-565 (71 amino acids)
Biological process (GO): mRNA splicing, via spliceosome
Cellular component (GO): U4/U6 x U5 tri-snRNP complex; U5 snRNP; spliceosomal complex
Source: RefSeq, a predicted model, not a curated record